Penicillium roqueforti is the source of this 2628-nucleotide messenger RNA. RefSeq lists its product as uncharacterized. Gene Ontology annotation, biological process: cytoplasmic microtubule organization; spindle assembly; mitotic cell cycle. The transcript is spliced from 2 exons. Gene Ontology annotation, cellular component: equatorial microtubule organizing center; spindle pole; centrosome. Gene Ontology annotation, molecular function: microtubule minus-end binding; gamma-tubulin binding. The coding region runs from base 1 to 2628 and encodes 875 amino acids. Lineage: Eukaryota; Fungi; Ascomycota; Eurotiomycetes; Eurotiales; Aspergillaceae. The record is from RefSeq and is a predicted model, not a curated record.
AUGGCUCUAGCGGCUGAUCUGAGUACGCUUAUCGACGCCUUAAUCACUUCUGUCGCUAAGAUAUCACCAAACCACAAGGGGUCUGCACGUGUCCAGAGUCUGAAGCGCCGUGUACAAGGAGCGCUCCGAACUGGUUCUCAUACGCGCACCGACCAGUUUGCAGUCGCCAAGCAACUCGAGGGACUACAGGAAAAGUUUCAAAUCUUGAAUAGAGAUGAACUUGCUGAAGCUCUUCACGCCCGCCUUGCGGAGCUGGAGAGCGACCGGAUGCCCUGGCUUCCAGAGAUUCUGAGUCUCUUAUUGCAACUCUCAGAUCGCCCCGCUCUUUUGUCAACGGUCAAACGUCCGAAGGAACGGGCCAAGGCACCAGAAGCAAAAGAGACUCUUUCUUGGUCGGACCUUGAUGCAGCUGGGACGGCAUUCAGCGACGAAGAAAUUUGGGAACAAGUAGACUUUGCUGGCGACUCAUCAGAUGACGACUUUUCAUCCGUUGCCAGUGAUGUAUCUCUUCCCAAGGACAGACCUCAAUCCGCCACAACAGUGGAUGAAGGGUAUAUCAUUCCAGAUGACGUUUUUGUUUCGGAAGAGGAUGGCGAUCUUGUUGCCUCUAUAGAAAAGGCCCAAUUUUGGAGAGCCGAGAAUCACCAUUCGUUGCCCCAAGCAGAAGCAACCACCUCGCGACUUAUCACAGAAUCCCAGCUUGCUAGGGAGACAAUCUUCAUGCUUCAGGGCCUUCCCACGUCUAUUUACGUGCGCUUGGACGAUGAUUUUGGAGUGGAUCGAAGAUACACACUCGCACAUUCAUCCAACGAAGCCCUGGCAUCGCUUUUGCAGUGUUUCAUUGAGAUAGGCGCCAAGCUCAACGCUGUACGGUAUUUCACCAAGCUUCCACAGACCAUCCCAUAUAUGCAAACGUUUUGCCGGAGCUUAGAAGAGCGUCUCCUUGAAUUUGAUAGAGUCUUAUCUCAAGUUCAGUGCAAAUACCUUUCACCCGGUUCAACUGUCAGUCUCAUCCAGCUUCUUGUUGAUGUUCGUCAGCACUCUCAUGAGCUAGCAUUGCUCGCAGACAUGAUCGCCAAUUUAGAAAGAAACUCAAAUGAUCAACCAAUGUGCUGCCUUGAUUCCUUAUACAACUUAGUAUGCAUGCUGGAAGCCCUUGGCGACGAAAGUUCGUCUCAGCGCCUGGCGGAGCUAUUUUUUAUGUGUUUCAAAACAUAUUCAAGCUCGAUCCGACUCUGGAUGGAAACAGGUCAGGUCGAUGCUUCGGACAGCACUUUCUUCGUGCGAACAAAUCGUGAGAAUGGGGAUCUGCGGACUCUUUGGCAUGACUGGUUUGUGCUUGAUACGGGCCACAGGCAGCAGAGGAUCCCCCAGUUUCUCGAGGCCGGUGUGCAGAAAGUCUUCACUGCAGGAAAGAGCAUGGUAUUUCUCCGCCAUCUAAAUGCGCUACCAGACAUUGAAGCCAUGAAAUUUGAGGACUUCUAUUGCCAGGAUUCUUCAUUAUUACUUCCUUUCCCCGCAUUAGUAGAGUCUGCUUUUGAAAAACUCGUGGAUGUGGACCAUUCACUCAGUGCUAGCUUAUUACGAACUGAACUCGACCAACAAUGCGGACUAUGGACCUCCCUUGAUGCUCUUCAACAUGUCUACCUUGCCAAAGACAUGAGCGCCAUCAGCAUUGUUGACGCAAAAAUCUUUGAGUUGAUCGAUCGGGGUCGUUCCUGGGACGACAGAUUCCUGCUCACUGAGAUAUCAAGGACAGCUUUCAGUUCAAUAUCCGUCAUUGACGUAUCAAGACUCCUUGUGCGGCCUGCUAGUACUUCAUUGCGAGUUUCUCAAAAUGAUCAUCGGACCGUGGGAAUUCUAGAAGCAAUCUCAAUUGAUUAUGGCCUCCCGUGGCCUAUUGCGAACAUAAUCACCGAGGACGCAAUACAGGCAUACCAACGAAUCUCGACCUUCCUGAUGCAGAUCAGGCGCGCUAAAUAUGCCAUUGUGAAACAGCGUAUUCGCGACGCCCGUAUCAUCGCACCUGACGAAAAGGACACAUUGGUACACGCUCUACAUCAUAACAUGCUCUGGGUCCUCGAUCUCAUCUACGGCCAUCUGACCUAUCUCGUAAUAACCACCACAACCCAAUCUCUACACAAAGAUCUAUCUGGCGCACAAGAUGUCGAUGCCAUGAUAGCUGCCCACCAAUCCUACAUGUCCUCUUUGGAAGCCCAGUGUCUUCUUUCUGAAGAUUUAUCACAUAUCCACGAUGCAAUCAUCCAUUUCUUAGAUCUGUGUGUUCAUUUCGCAGAUCUACAAACCGCGCACUUGCUCGGCGAUGAAGACCAAUAUCUGGAGAAUCCGAAGGCGCUGCGCACAAAGAAAAAACCCGAAGAAGAAUUCGAGUCUGAUGAUGAUGAAGAUGAUGAUGAUAACGAGGCCUACGAUCACGAACACACACUCACAGUCUCAUUUCGUGACUCGACCUAUAGCCAGCAGCUGAAAACGGUCAAUUACCAGUUCAACCAUCUAACGACCUUUGUCACGGAUGGCUUGAAAAGUUUAGUUCGUGCAGAUGGGCUGCAAAGUUGGGAUAUUCUUGCCGACAGGCUCGAAUGGCGGCGAAAUUGGCGUAGGCUUUGA